CUCCUUUGUUAUAAUAAUUAUUCGAUUUAUUCAUUGUCCAUGAAAUAAUAAAAAUAUUUAGAUAUUUUAAAAAGAAUAACAAUGAAAAAUAAUUUUUGGACAGAAUUUACGUACAUAUAUAUGCAAGUCUAUGGGCAAGUGACUCACUGUGUAAUACUUUAAUUAUCAUAAAGUAGAAGGUGAAACAAUGUUAAUGUAGGAUUAUCAGGAAAAAAAAAAAAAGAGAACAAGACGCAUUUACUUUAAUACCUAUUGCGUAAUUAGUCAACAAACUUAGAUAUGUGAUAGAUAAAAAAUGAGUAAGAGUAAAAAAAAAUUUAAUCAUUGUGCUGUGUUUAAGCAACGAACGAAAAAUGACGAUAAUGCUGAAUUAUCGAAUUCUAUGAUUCUAUGUGCAAGAAAAACUGGUCAACUUAAUCUCUCGUCGAGAGGAUUAUUUACUGUACCAAGUAGGGUAUGGACUAUAAAUGAGUUAACAGAGGAUGAAUUAAAAAAAUUAAAUUUUGAACUUGAUUAUGAUGAAACAGAGCAGCGAUGGUGGGAACAAGAAUCUUUAAAAACAUUAGACUUAAGUUGUAAUAGUCUAAUUACUAUUGAUGCACAAAUAAAGAAUUUAAAUGAUCUUACUGAACUGGAUUUACACAGCAACUUAUUACAAAAAUUGCCAAUGGAAAUAGGAAAUUUAACUAAAAUGAUGACUUUAGAUUUAUCACAUAAUAAGUUGGAAGUACUACCUAUUCAAUUUUACCAUCUUCUGGAAUUACGUAAUUUAAACUUGAAGUACAAUAUUUUAAAAGAGCUUGAUACUGGAAUUACUGAUUUAAUAAUGUUAAGCCAUUUGGAUUUAUCUCAUAAUAAUUUAAUUGAAUUACCCAUUGGAAUGGGAUACCUUGUUAGAUUGAUUUUUCUGGAUGUAAGCUAUAAUUCCUUACAAAAUUUACCACCUGACAUAAUGAGUAUGAGAGCAUUACAAACCUUGAUUGCAAAUUCUAAUGAAUUGAAAGAAUUACCAUCUUUAAGUGAAUUAAGAAAAGUUGAAACAAUAAUGUUUCAAAAUAACAAAUUAAUAAUAUUUCCUGAUUUAUCUGGAUGUGUCACAUUGAAAGAACUUCAUUUAUCUGAAAACAAUAUUGUUGAUAUUAAUAUGUUGCAUUUAGAAGAAGUAAGGCAAUUAAAAAUAUUAACAUUAGGGAGUAAUAGCAUAAAAGCUAUUCCAGAAGGAAUAAUUCAGUUAAUAAAUUUGGAAUAUCUUGACUUAUCAAAUAAUAAUAUAUCUUUAAUACCUGUAUGCAUUGGCAUAAUGCCAAAUUUAAAAAAAUUCUCUAUUGAGGGGAAUAAUGUACAAAAUGUAAGAGCUGAUAUAAUACGAUGUGGUACAUCUCGCAUUUUAAAACACUUACAACAAAGUACAGAUACUGCAAAUAUAAAUGUAAAUGACUCAGUAUUAUCAAAUACAAGCACAAUUUCCUACCCAAACAAAUAUAUGAUGAAAAAUACAAGAAUGUUAAGUUUAGCAGGUCACGGUUUAACCGAAUUGCCAAUAGAAGUAUUAGAAGAUGCAAAUGCAGCUGGCGUAACUUUAAUCGAUUUAAGUAGAAACCAUAUGCGUGAAUUACCCGAAAUGUUAUCCGUAAUUACUACCGUUACAGAUUUGAAACUAACAUCUAAUAAUCUAACAUAUUUACCAGAAUGGAUUGGUGAAAAGUAUGAACGUUUACAGGCAUUGGAUUUAAGUAAAAAUCAUUUGUUAUCAUUACCAUCAACAAUUGCUUUAUUUAAAUAUUUACGAGAUAUUGAUAUUUCUUUUAACAGAUUUACCGAACUACCGGAACAUAUUUAUGAAAUAAGUACUUUAGAAACGUUAAUGGUGAACGAUAAUUUGAUAGCGAAUAUUGAUGUUUCAUCGUUGAAAAAACUAAAAAGACUUGCAAUUUUGAAUCUCGCAAAUAAUAAUAUUGACAAUGUGCCAGCAGAACUAGGAAAUUUAACAAAUAUAAGGUCUCUCAUGUUAUCCGGAAACUGCUUCAAAAAUCCAAGACAAGCUAUUUUAGCAAAGAGCACAGAUGAAAUUCUUGCAUAUCUUCGUAAUCGGAUACCUCAACAAUCGUAAAAGAAAAAUAAUAAGUAGUCAUAUUUAAAGUACAAACGCGAUAGACUAUUUCGAGCUAUAUUCAAAAUAUUUUUCGCAAUGUAUGGUCUUGCAAGAGGAUAUUUCGAUUUGUGAAUCUGAGCUUAAGGGACGAAACUUAAACGAAAGAGGAUGUAGCUUUUUUAAAAAAAUUUAUAGUAUAUUAUAAUCAACGUCCUCUUUUGUAUCAGAUUGAUUUCGUUCAACUCCCAGAUUUGACAAAUCUAAUUAACAUUUUGGCCUCUUGUUAAAAUGCUGUCUCGUUUAUAAUUUCUUUUCUAAUUCUAUAUCGUAUCUAAUAUAUUUCAGACCAAAUAUUGCGAAAAAAUAGUUAUGUAUAUUUCGAUAUACAUUACACAAAAUUCAGGUUUAUAUUUAAUAAUAAUAAUAUAUAUAUUUAUUCCACGUUAAAA
Messenger RNA from Vespa crabro (European hornet), 2541 nucleotides. Its product is annotated as leucine-rich repeat-containing protein 40-like. NCBI's taxonomy places the organism in Eukaryota, Metazoa, Arthropoda, Insecta, Hymenoptera, Vespidae. The transcript has 10 exons. Gene Ontology annotation, molecular function: protein binding. The coding region runs from base 296 to 2110 and encodes 604 amino acids. The record is from RefSeq and is a predicted model, not a curated record.